Molecule: messenger RNA, 1236 nt
Organism: Trichoderma virens Gv29-8
Lineage: Eukaryota; Fungi; Ascomycota; Sordariomycetes; Hypocreales; Hypocreaceae
Exons: 2
Coding region: 1-1236 (411 amino acids)
Molecular function (GO): FAD binding
Source: RefSeq, a predicted model, not a curated record
AUGAGCGCCAGCAAUAAACCCGUGUUAAUCGUUGGCGCUGGCGUCGUGGGCUUGACGUUAGCACACGGGCUCAAAAAGGCCAACAUUCCCUUUGAAAUCUACGAGCGCGACGAGAACAUCGAUGCCCGCGGGCAAGGAUAUGCCAUCACCUUACACUGGGUGUUGGAGUACUUGAAACAAAUUCUUGACCAGGAGACCCUUGAUGCCAUAGACGGUGUCCAGGUUGAUCCAGAGAUCGGUCGCAACGACAAUGGCAACUUCAUGUUCAUCAAUCUUGAGACGAAAGAGGCCAAGUUCAAGAUCCCUCCCAACCACCGUCGUCGCGUGAACCGCGAAAAAUUUCGAAAAGUCUUGCUCAAGGGAGUCGCGGAGAAAGUCCACUGGAACAAGAAGCUGGCAGACAUCCAAGUGUCCGAUAAUGCUAGCGAUGGGGUCACGGCCAUCUUUGCAGACGGAAGUGAGGCCCAGGGGAGAAUGCUCGUUGGCGCCGAGGGCAGCAACUCUCAGACGAGAAAGUUCCUCGUGCCAGACGCCCAUCAGAACUACCUGUUGCCCGUCAAGAUGAUUGGCGCUUCUGCCGACUUUACUCCCGAGCAGGUCGCGCCGCUCCGAAGCAUCGAUCCACUGCUCUUCCAGGGCAGCCACCCAACGACGGGCGUCUUCCUCUGGAUCUCUAUGCUCGAGACGCCAGAGGUGAAUGGCACAGCAGGGACUGCCAACGAACGCUUCCGCGUGCAAGUUAUGCUCUCAUGGAUGGACAAAGACAGGGACGAAGUCAUCCCGGAGGCAAACCAGGACCGCAUCGCCCUGAUGAAGCGCCUGGUUGACGGUUUCCACCCUGAUCUGUACAACACCAUACAGGCCAUUCCCGUAUCUUCGCCCACCCUCCACCUCGUCCUGCAAGACUGGCCCUGCCAAGACUGGAACAAUCACGACGGCCGAGUGACUCUCGUGGGUGACGCCGCACAUGCCAUGGUCAUGUACCGCGGCGAGGCUGGCAACCACGGCAUUCUGGACGCCUGGCAUCUGUGGGGCGAGAUCAAGGCGGUGUAUGCGGGCGACAAGACCGGAGCUCUGGCUGUUUCUAAUUAUGAGGCGGAGAUGAAGGAGAGGACCAAGCCAGCCGUAUUAUUGAGUCGGCAGGCAUGUUUGGAUGCACAUGACUUUAACGGCUUGAAUAAAGAUUCAGCGGUGCUCAAGGUGAGAGCUAUCAAGGCGUCGGCCAUUAAGGCGUGA